This is a messenger RNA of Thlaspi arvense, 1968 nucleotides long. The record is from the annotation of a GenBank genome assembly. Lineage: Eukaryota; Viridiplantae; Streptophyta; Magnoliopsida; Brassicales; Brassicaceae.
AUGCUGAGAGCUUCUGCGCUUCUCUGUUCUUCGACCUCAGCCACUUUCACGCCAAUUCAACCAUUUAACCCGAACAUUUCCCCUCAUUUCCCAACCUUCGAACUAUCUCGUCCCGUCUCGGCUUUGUCUCGUGCCCGAUGUCACUUCACUCUCGUGAGGGCUCGUGCAAAAUCCAGCUUCAUCGUUCGUAGCACUGCUACUCAGGAAGCUGUGGAAACCAGUAGUAACAUUGGAUUGGAUUUGGUUGAGGUUGGAUUCUUGUCUGGUGUUCAUGGCCUACAAGGCGAGAUUUGCAUUAAACCAAACACCGAUUUUCCAGAUUUACGUUUCUCCAAGCCUGGUAGAAGAUGGUUGAAACAACAAUUGUUGGGACAAGAUAAGAUUGAAGAGGUUGAGUUAGUCGAAGGCAGACCUCAUCCUGCGCAGAAGAGUUGGAUUCUCAAGUUUCAAGGCUUGGACGAUGUUGAUCAGGUGAGACAACUUGUUGGCGCAACUCUUCUUGCUGAGGAAGAUGAUCGUCCUGAGCUUGAUGAAGGAGAGUUUUACACUCGCGAUCUUGUAGGCAUGAGAGUUCUUCUCAAGGAGACUGGUCAACUUGUUGGAACUGUUGCUAAUGUUUUCGACAAUGGAGGGAAUGAUCUUCUUCAUGUCAUGCUUGAUUCAUCCAUGGAAGUAAGCAACGGGAGUGCAAAGACGAACCAGCUUGUGUGGAUACCUUUUGUAGACGCGAUUGUUCCGGAUGUUGAUUUAGAGAGAAGAGAGAUGUAUAUAACUCCUCCUAAGGGACUCCUCGAGGUGAAUAUGCGAGCAGAUGAACGAUCCAAGAAAGAAAGACGUCAGCUUGAAUGGAAAGAGAGAAAAAAGCAGCAGAAACGGCUUAUUGCUGCUAAAAAGAAGUUAUGUGAAUUGGAGCAAAAGCAUGUGUUUGAUGGAUUAAGGUUCGGAGAAAAGUCUCAGAGGAGUUUGCUUGCUGAUCAUAUCUUGGACGUAAACUCCACACUGCUUCAGAAAGCUUUGCAAAGCAUCGAGACCUCUUCAUCGAAGAGAUGGAACGUAACCGAGGAAAUCAAUGCGCUGAGAGCUAGAGUAUCGGAGUGUACUCUAAAUGUAUCACGGGAGUGCCUUAGUUUUGAUGCAAGUAAAGAGAAAGUGGGUGAUAACUUCAGUUUCAUUCAACAAGGGAAAAGUUUAUUCUCUGAGGGAAAAGUUUGUAUUUGUUUGGUUCUCAAUGAUCACGAAAACGAACAACCGGAAGCUGAGAAUGGUGCAGUCUCGUACCUUACUACGCUACUUGAUGAUGAGCAAAACUUCCCAAAGGAAGAAGAGCGUGCUUGUGUGCCACUCGUUGUUGUUUCCCCUGAACAUACCAUCGAAGCUCUGCAGAACCUAUUUCAGGAUAAUGAUCAUUUUGGGUUUGAUACAGAAAAGAUAUGGUUUCUCAAAGAAGAAACCCUUCCCGUAGUUUGUAGCGCACCAGAGGAACCGAAAAAGCACAAGAUUUUGAUGAAAUCUCCAUGGGAGAUACUCAAGUCCCCUGUUGGCUCUGGAGGAGUCUUGAGCAUCCUUGCUUCACAUGGAGUCACAGACUCUCUUUCCAGCCUCGGAAUCGAUUAUCUUCAGGUACAUAGCAUUGGAACAAGAUCACAACCUCCGCAACAUUAUAUCAAUCCGAUGCUCGUUGGACUUGUGAGCGGCAAAGGAGCUGAGAUUGGGAUUCAGUUGACCGGAGAAUCUGAAGUCGAGAACUUUGAAAUGAUACUCUCAGUGAAGUAUCUGAAGAGAUUGAAGGGAAAGAUUGAGUUUGAAGCUGUCAUGAAGAUGAAUGCACAUGUUCAGAAAGUUGAAAACGAGUGGAUCGAGUCCGUACCAACGGAACCAAACUCGUUUGAGUUUCGUUCUGAUAUUUACAGAGUCUUGAGUGAGUGUUCUUCAUCAGCUAAGAUUUGUUUGAUGAACAUUACAGUAUAG